Molecule: messenger RNA, 555 nt
Organism: Penicillium vulpinum
Lineage: Eukaryota; Fungi; Ascomycota; Eurotiomycetes; Eurotiales; Aspergillaceae
Exons: 1
Coding region: 1-555 (184 amino acids)
Source: RefSeq, a predicted model, not a curated record
AUGUCUGAGCCUAUCUCUCGAACCGAAGCAAGACAAGAGUCCGCAGACAUCAAAAAGAAGCAAGCCGAGAGCCUUGCGGAACUUCCCCCAAGCACCCUCCACAUCAGCCUCUAUAUGCGCUCCGACCCGCCCAUCCCAAACGACUUCCAUUGGGCCUUCUACCUCCACAAAGGCACCAGCUCCACACCAGGAGGAAACAAGUACCACGCACGAGGCAUCGGCGGCUGGUGGAUUGCGGGACACGAGGCUACAACAGGGAUAUUUGCCGAGAAUUUCCUAUGCGUGAUAAUUCAGAUUGCAACAAUUCCCCCGUCAGCGCAUGAGCGUGUGGACGAGAUUAUGAGGAGCUAUGAUGAUUCUCUCAACUCGAUUCCCGGGAUGACAUGUCGUGUGUGGAUCCUCGUCGUGCUGCGGAAACUGAUUGACGAAGGGCUUGUGCACUGUGAUAUCGGGGAGUCAGAGAAGGAUUGCUUUGAGUUUGGGAACGAGCAUAGCGCAACGGCUAGUGCUAAUGAGCAGCCUCGUCCGGUCGUCAAGUCACGGGUUUGCUCUUGA